Molecule: messenger RNA, 2151 nt
Organism: Penicillium salamii
Lineage: Eukaryota; Fungi; Ascomycota; Eurotiomycetes; Eurotiales; Aspergillaceae
Source: the annotation of a GenBank genome assembly
AUGGACAUCUUUAUCGACAACAAGGGCGGUCAGUACCUUGAGUACAACAUCAUCGGUGGUGUUCUUGAUUUCUACUUCAUUGCAGGCCCCUCUCCUCGCGAUGUGGCCAUGCAGUACGCAGAAAUCACCCAGCUCCCAUUGAUGACCCCUUACUGGGGACUCGGAUACCACCAGUGUAAAUAUGGCUACCAGGAUGUUUACGAGGUCGCCGCGGUCACCGCCAACUAUUCCACCAACAACAUUCCUCUGGAGACCAUUUGGACAGACAUUGAUUACAUGGAUCGCCGACGAAUUUUCACCAUUGACCCUGAAAGAUUCCCAGCCAAUUUGUACAAAGACCUGGUGGACACUAUCCACGCCAGGGAUCAGCACUACAUCGUCAUGGUUGAUCCCGCCGUCUUCUACAAGGAGUCCAACCCGGCGCUCGAUGCAGGUCUCAAAUACGGCACUUUCAUGAAAGAGAAGAAUGGCUCCGAAUACCAGGGAGUCGUUUGGGCCGGUCCCAGCUACUUCCCCGACUGGUUCCACCCCGAUGCACAGAAGUACUGGACCGAGCAGUUCGUGGAGUUCUUCGACGGCACGAAUGGCCCCGACAUCGAUGCUCUUUGGAUUGAUAUGAACGAACCGGCAAACUUCUUCAACCGCCCAUACCCAGGCAACAACACCACCCCAGAGAAGUUUGCAGAGGUGGAUGGUGACCCUCCCCAGGCACCCCCAGUCCGUGAUGGCCCAGAUGCCCCGAUUCCUGGAUUCCCAGACAGUCUGCAGCCGAACUUUGCUUCAGGCAACGACGAGAAGCGUGCAGAUGCUGUCGUUCAGAAGCGUCAACCACAAUCUCAUUCCCGUCGCAACCUCGGUGCUGGCCAUUGGCGCUCCGCCAGGUCGACCGAGACCUCUUCCAAGGCCGGCUGGCAGAAUGGUGGAAAGACUGGCUCUGGAUGUGGACCCGAUGAGUGCAAGGGUCUUCCCAAUCGCACUUUCAUUCGCCCUCCUUUCAUGAUUCAGAACGGCGCUGGGCCCACCCUUGCUGAUAGCACUGCUGACACCGACCUGGUGCAGAGUGGUGGAUACGUUCAAUACGACACUCACAAUCUCUACGGUGCUAUGAUGUCUUCGCAUUCACACAACGCCAUGCGUGCCAGACGUCCGGAUGACCGCGCUUUGGUCAUCACGAGAAGCACAUUCGCCGGCUCCGGCAAGGAUGUGUCUCACUGGCUUGGAGAUAACAUUUCUGGAUGGCUCUGGUACCGUCUUUCCAUCAGUCAGAUUCUUCAAUUUGCAUCUCUGUACCAAGUUCCUGUCGUUGGUCCUGAUGUUUGCGGUUUCGGCGGCAAUGUCACCGAGACACUCUGUGCUAGAUGGGCAUCUCUCGGCUCCUUCUACACUUUCUUCCGCAACCACGCCGAGAUCUCCGCGACUCCCCAAGAGUUCUACCGCUGGCCAACAGUCGCUGAGGCUGCCCGCAAGGGCAUUGCCAUCAGAUAUCAACUUCUCGACUAUAUCUACACAGCCAUCUACAAGCAGAACCAGACCGGCACCCCAUCCCUCAACCCUCUGUUCUUCAACUACCCCAACGACCCUAACACUUACCCCAUCGAUCUUCAAUUCUUCUACGGUGAUGGUAUCCUGGUCAGCCCCGUCACAGAGGAGAACAGCACAAGUCUGAGCUACUACCUCCCCGACGACAUCUUCUACGAGUGGGGCACCGGCAAGCCCGUCCGCGGACAUGGCGAGUACGUCUCUGCCGAGGUCGACUACACCGACAUCACAGUCCACUACAAGGGAGGCAUCGUUUAUCCCCAGCGUAUCGAGAGCGCCAACACCACUACCGCCCUGCGCAAGAAGGGCUUCAACAUUGUUAUUGCGCCUGGUCUUGAUGGCCAUGCUGAGGGCUCGCUUUACCUCGAUGAUGGCAAGUCGGCUGUGCAGGAUGCUGUUUCUGAAAUUGAUUUCAGUUACGCUCAUGGCAAACUCAGUAUGACUGGCUCGUUUGAAUAUGAUGCUGGUGUUUCUAUUGAGUCUGUUACUGUUCUUGGUGUUGGGAAGAAGCCGAAGGGACUCCGUGAUACUGAUUACGAUGCUGAGAAUAAGAAGCUGGUGGUUCAUGUUGAUGUGCCACUCAAGGGUCGGGCAUCGAUUAAGGUUGCAUGA